Molecule: messenger RNA, 1629 nt
Organism: Pichia kudriavzevii
Lineage: Eukaryota; Fungi; Ascomycota; Pichiomycetes; Pichiales; Pichiaceae
Exons: 1
Coding region: 1-1629 (542 amino acids)
Molecular function (GO): acid phosphatase activity
Source: RefSeq, a predicted model, not a curated record
AUGCUACAAUUACCAGUGUUAGUUACUUUGGUUAGUGCAGUUUCAGGAUUACCAAUUGGUAGUGAUUCACUCAUUGCAACUUCUACAUCUACAGAAGAGCUCUUUCCAACAGAUAUUGGCUAUUAUGGUAAGACUGGGACAAGUAUUGCACCUUUUAUGGCACAAACAGACGGUGCAGCUAUUACCUAUGGCGUUCCAACUUCGUCUUAUACAUUGGCGCAGCCAAUUGAAACCGCCAUCCAGGCCAAGGACCACAGGGAAGGUGAUCAAAACAUUUUCCAGCUUAUGGGCAGUCAUUCUCCAUACUACAUCAGUGAUGGUUGGGGCGUCUACGACUACGCAAUCCCAGGCCAAUGCUCCAUCUCACAAGUCCAUUUGUUAUCAAGACAUGGUAGUAGAUAUCCAACAGGUUCAAUAGAAACAGCUGAAUUGUUGUCAAAGAAGAACUAUUCAGUCAAUGGUGAACUAGAGUUUCUAAAGGACUGGAAAUAUUCGGAAGGUGUUGGUGUUUUGACCAAACUUGGUAAUCAACAAUUGUUUGAUAAGGGAGUCAGGACGUUCUUCAGAUAUGGCCAAUUGCAGGACUGGAAUGAAGAUGCCAUGAAGAUUGUGGCAAGAACGACAUCUCAGGAGCGUAUGACUUUUAGUGCGGAAUACUUCCUUGCAGGGUUCUAUGGUUUAGACUGGCACGACAAGGCCAAUUUGGAGAUUAUCAUUGAGGACAAGGGGUACAAUAAUACACUGUCUCCAAAGUACGCAUGUGAUAUAAAAUCCAAGACUGAAGAAACGACUAGAGAUGUUACAACUCCGUUGCUUGAGAGAUACACAAAAAAGGCUGUUGAAAGGCUCAAUAAUCAAAUAGAAGGUAUUAGAUUUAGUGCUGAAAACAUCUAUGAAAUGCAGGAUUUAUGUGCAUAUGAGACAAACAAUAAUGGGUUUUCCCACUUUUGUGGUUUGUUCACUCAACAGGAAUGGGAGGAUUAUGAAUACUAUAACUCUUGGGUUUGGUACAACAAAAACAUGUUUGGUUCGUCUAACAGCAGAGCUAAAGGAGUUGGCUGGGUUGAAGAGUUCAAACAAAGACUAACAGGAUCAAGCAAGUUUAACUGGGAGACACUAGCUUCCCAGAACACUACUCUUGAUACGAAUCCAACAUAUUUUCCCGUUGACCAGAAGCUUUACUUUGAUUUUUCACAUGAUACGGUAAUCACUCAUAUUUUUACUGCUCUUGGCAUGGAGCAGUUCAAGACGAAUUUCACCGUUGACGGAUCUCUCAGAGAAACGAAUUUCCAAUUAUCAAAGGUUGUGCCAUUUGCCUCACAGACAUACUUUGAGAUCAUUGAAUGUGAUGGUGAGGUUUCAGCAAACAGAACGGAGCCAGAGACGAGCAGCAACAGCACUACGGGCACUCCAAACAAGUAUGUGCACAUGAUAUUGAAUGACCAUACUAUUGACUUGUCGAAGAACUUUCCGGAGUACUGCAGCCCAAGAGUGGACGGAUGGUGUGAAUUUGAUAGCUUUGUCAAAUACCUGGACACGCUCUGGGAGGUUGCGGAUUUUGAAGAGGCUUGCUUUAGUGGAACCUAUAAUACUACCCAGAUUGUCACCGAUGGUGCACCCAACAUAUAG